Molecule: messenger RNA, 1348 nt
Organism: Pomacea canaliculata
Lineage: Eukaryota; Metazoa; Mollusca; Gastropoda; Architaenioglossa; Ampullariidae
Exons: 1
Coding region: 392-1348 (318 amino acids)
Biological process (GO): G protein-coupled receptor signaling pathway
Cellular component (GO): plasma membrane
Molecular function (GO): G protein-coupled receptor activity
Source: RefSeq, a predicted model, not a curated record
UAGGUUUUAAAUUAAAAUAUCUGCUUCGAGUGUGUGGUUAAAAUGAUAAUGAUUAUUUUAAUAUAAAAACUAAAUAAGUUUAAUGCGGAAGACAUAAUUUAACUGGAAGAACGAUGUUUACUUACUUAACAAGCAGCACAAUUGAUAUUUAGGGCCGAUAACACUUGUUUGCUUAUAUCUAUCAAGCAAAUAAGUAUUUGUUUGAACUGUUUCCAGAAUAAAACUGUUGAGAGAGAGAGAGAGCGGUGAAAGGCAGCCGACCAACAAAGUAUAUUCGUGUUACAAUGUCGUCUAUGGAAAUCCAGCUCACAGUCAUAAAAUGAACAAAGAAAUAUUUUUUCCUCAAAGCAGGAUUUAGUUUAAAUUCUCAUGCUGUGUCACUAAUUACAACAUGAGUUCACCGAAGCUUCACUUAGCUUCAUUGUUAAUCUGGAGGAUCGGAGUUCCUGUGACCAUGGUUUCGGGAACAUUCGGAAAUAUCAUGAUUGUACUAAUCCAGCGCAGACUGACUGAUGGGUCAGGGUCUGGACUGUCCGUCUACUUCCUGGCUCUGGCUUUAUCCGAUCUGGUAGCUUUGUGGUGUGAUCCCAUAUUCUGGUUUCUCAACAGCUUCGAUAUUUUUCUGUAUUCUAAUUGGCUGUGCAAAGCGCGGGUAUUCUUGGCUUACUUCAAUGCUCACUUCUCGGCAGCCAUUUUAGUGACCAUGACCUUUCAACGGGCAGCGUCCAUUCUGUGGCCUCUCAAGGCCAACGUCCACUGCAACGAAAAGUUUGCCAGGUCAGCGAUGUCGACACUCUUUGUUUUAUUUGUUGUUUUGAACUCUCACAUUCUGUACGGCCAUACCGUCCACCCGAGCCCUGGCAACGGCACGGCUGAGUGCUUCUUCAGCUACGUCAGCAACGACUACGAGAUGUUCUUCGACGAUGACUACGGCUGGGUGGACACACUCUUCUCAUCCUUACUACCCUUCUGUCUUCUGGCCGCGGCCAACUGCGUGCUAGUCUGGAAGGUGAGCCAAUCCUUGAUUCAAGCAAAGCGGCGGUUAAUUUCCGAGCACUCGCUUCAUCUUCGCAGUCGUCAGAAGAAAUCGUCGUCGAUGACGGUCACCCUCAUCGCCGUUUCUAUCGCUUUCGUUGUCUUCACUCUUCCGUCUGCAGUAUAUGUAAACUAUGCCAAGCAGUUUUCUCACGGACAGGACAGUGAUGAGGACAUAGCUGCGGCUAACGAACUGAUGCUGUCUCUCAGCUUUGUGAUGCUUUUCUGUAACAAAGCCGUGAAUUUCUAUGUCUACUGCCUGACAGGCAGCAAGUACCGGGCAGAGUUUGCCAGAAUGUUCUGCCAGAGAUAG